UCCCUCACCACCCCACCCCACCCCAGCAAAGCAGCCUCACCUCGGCCUCGGCGUGCGCGUUCGGUCAAAACCCACCGCGCCGCUGCCAGCCUCCCCCCAAAACGCCACUACAAAUCUCGCACAUUCCUCCCACCAGAGCGCUCGAGCGUGCCCGGGACGACGGAAGCGGAAAGGCGGUGCCUCCGAGCUCGAGGGGUCACGAGCUAGUUGACGGAACGAACGAUGGGGAUGGGGGACGACUCGGACGGGGAGGCGGAGGAGUACCUGUUCAAGGUGGUGAUCAUCGGUGACAGCGCGGUGGGCAAGAGCAACCUGCUCUCCCGCUACGCGCGCAACGAGUUCAACCUCCACUCCAAGGCCACCAUCGGGGUCGAGUUCCAGACGCAGAGCAUGGACAUCGACGGCAAGGAGGUCAAGGCCCAGAUCUGGGACACCGCCGGCCAGGAGCGCUUCCGCGCCGUCACCUCCGCAUACUACCGCGGGGCCUUCGGCGCGCUCCUCGUCUACGACAUCUCCCGCCGGGGCACCUUCGACAACGUCGGACGAUGGCUCCAGGAGCUCAACACACAUUCUGACACUACGGUAGCCAAGAUGUUGGUGGGCAACAAAUGCGAUCUGGACAACAUCCGUGAAGUGCCAGUGGAGGAAGGCAAAGCACUUGCCGAAUCUGAGGGACUCUUCUUCAUGGAGACCUCAGCCCUGGACUCGACGAACGUCAACACAGCAUUCGAGCUCGUCAUCAAGGAGAUCUACAACAGCGUGAGCAGGAAGAUCCUGAACUCCGACUCUUACAAGGCCGAGCUAUCCCUGAACAGGGUGAGUAUCGAUGACAGCGACUCAAAAGACGGGCAGAAGCAAACUAGCCGGUUUGGGUGCUGCUAGCCAAUCUUGGUACAUUGUUGACUAUUGGGCUUUACUGGGAUGUGAUGAUUUUUUUUGGUCAUCGGUAUUGUUUGUAAACAUGUAACCCAAAAUUGGAUUCUAGUUCUGUUACACAUCUGAGUUACAGAGGAGGAUAGUUGUGUUAAUGCAAGAGUGGAGACGGACUGUUUCUCGCCUUUCACCGAAA
Molecule: messenger RNA, 1069 nt
Organism: Hordeum vulgare subsp. vulgare (domesticated barley)
Lineage: Eukaryota; Viridiplantae; Streptophyta; Magnoliopsida; Poales; Poaceae
Product: ras-related protein RABA5c-like
Exons: 2
Coding region: 223-882 (219 amino acids)
Cellular component (GO): endosome
Molecular function (GO): GTPase activity; GTP binding
Source: RefSeq, a predicted model, not a curated record